AACUCCUGCCUUUCUAAACAAUUGCAAACAUACAGCCAAAAACUGGCAGCAGUGAGCAAAGCAGCUGCGGCGCAUUCCAAAUAUUGCUCUAUUUAAAGCAUCCCGGCGCUCACGGGAAUAACUGCAGAGGCAAACCUUAAACCUUGUCAAUAAAGCCAGCAGAGGGAGGAAUGGCAGAGCCAGCACAGCUCCCCCUUUCACGCCUUGUGGUACCCAUCCUGCUCGCAGUUGGCUGGAUAGUGGGCUGUGCACUGAUGGUUUAUAUCGUCUUCUCCUGACAGAAGACAGAAGAAUUUACAGUGAUACUGAUCGGAACAACCUGAAAGUUAAAUUGGAGUGUCUAACAACUAAAAUAUGUUUAAUUAUUUUUAAUAUCAACACUGUAGAUAUCAUAUACACUCUUUUUAUCUACAA
Messenger RNA from Tympanuchus pallidicinctus (lesser prairie-chicken), 414 nucleotides. RefSeq names its product small transmembrane regulator of ion transport 1 (gene STRIT1). The transcript is spliced from 3 exons. The record is from RefSeq and is a predicted model, not a curated record. Gene Ontology annotation, biological process: regulation of ATPase-coupled calcium transmembrane transporter activity; regulation of slow-twitch skeletal muscle fiber contraction. Bases 171 to 278 code for a protein of 35 amino acids. Lineage: Eukaryota; Metazoa; Chordata; Aves; Galliformes; Phasianidae.